AUGGGCAGUAUUGAUACCACCCCUCCAACCUCCAUUCCGACGGUGGACAUCAGUCCCUGGCUCGACGAGCAUGCCUCGCCAGCCGCCAAAGAUGAAGUCGUGAACGCUAUGCGUGAUGCAUGUUCCACAUUUGGCUUUUUCUAUCUUGUUGGUCAUGGUAUCCCUGAAGAGGAUCGCCAAACGGUGUUGGACUGCACUCGUCGGUACUUCGCCCUCCCUAAGGAGGACAAGAUGGAUACCUGGAUUGGUAAGGCCAUGGGAAGGUCAUUCCGCGGAUAUGAGCCCCCUGCUCUCCAGGUGCAUAAGGAGGGGUUAUUACCAGAUACCAAGGAGGGCUUUAUUCUCGGUCGCGAGACCCCAGCAGAUGCUCCCGAGGCGGGAACUUUUCAUACCGGCCCUAACCAGUGGCCGAAGGCGCUGCCUAAUGAGCAGUUCCGUAUCCCUCUCAUGGAAUACCACGGCAAGAUGAUUGAGAUGGUAAAGGUUAUCCUGAAGAUCUUAGCCCGGGGACUUCCUGCGGAGUGGAACUGCCCGACUGGCGUAUUUGAUGAACUGGCAAUUAAUCCGUCUGCGCCCUUGCGGCUGCUCUACUACGCCCCUCAAUCUAUCAAGCAGGCGAACCAAUUUGGAGUGGGCGAGCAUACCGACUUCGGUAAUGUCUCGGUCCUGCUCCAAGAGGAAGGGACUGAGGGCCUGGAAGUUCUAUAUCCUCCAACACAGACAUGGGUACCCGUGCCGGUAAAAGCACACUCAUACGUUAUUAAUAUGGGCGAUAUGAUGCAGAAGUGGACGGUUGGGCACUACCGCAGUGCGCUUCAUCGGGUUGUAAAUUCUAGCACUAAGGCGAGGUAUAGUGCGCCUUUCUUUUUGAAUGGAAACUUGGAUCUUGAAUGCCAUGCCUUGGAUGGGUCUGGGGAGGUGACUGUUAUCGGAGAGCACAUUCGUCAGAGGCUGAUGGAGACAAUCGGUGGCGAGGCAGGGAGGAAAUUAGGACUUUGA
Molecule: messenger RNA, 999 nt
Organism: Penicillium vulpinum
Lineage: Eukaryota; Fungi; Ascomycota; Eurotiomycetes; Eurotiales; Aspergillaceae
Product: isopenicillin N synthase family dioxygenase
Exons: 3
Coding region: 1-999 (332 amino acids)
Molecular function (GO): dioxygenase activity
Source: RefSeq, a predicted model, not a curated record